CGAGGGUAAUAAUAUUCAUGUAUUACCUUUUCAAUUUAAUUGAAAUUAACUGUGCCAGAGAACUUGCUGUAGGUUGAGAACGACAUACCCUAUUUUAACCCAAGAAUUAAGACACCCAGCGGCAUCAGAGGACAUAGGACUCAGAAGAUAGCAGCCAUGCCGACCCGAUCCAGAAGUUCGAGGAGUUCAAAGACGAGGACCAGUCGCAGAACCAGCAAGAGCAGUAGCAGGAGUCGAAGUAGAUCACGUGGACGUAGCCCAGCACGUGGACGUAGCCCAGCACGUGGACGUAGCCCAGCCCGUACAAAGACAACAGUGAAACCAGCAACUCCAAAUCGUACAUUGAACCCAGCAAAAGUGUCGACACCUACAAGAAUGUCUGCUAGACUUGCCACAUUGGGCAAGGACGUUUCACCAGAGGUUGAACGGAAGAGUCCUGUUGUUACAGAGAAAAGCAGUAAGAAAUCUACACAUUCUCACGAGUUUGGAGGCCCACUGGGUGCAACUUUGAUGAUCUUUUUCCUGCCAGCUACUAUGUUCUACGUCAAUAUGGCCUGUACUAAGAAGAGUUGUUCAAUUCAGAAAAUCCCCCCCUGUCCAGGCAAGUUGUCUGCUUUCUUCGACCUGGAAGCCACCCUGAUUUUCCUUGGCUGGUUUGCUUUCCAAGCUGUUCUCUACAUGUUGCCAGUUGGUCCAGUGGUUCAGGGUCCAAGGGUUAUUGUUGGAAAUCACCAGAGCCUGAAAUAUAGGUGUAAUGGUUUCUUCGCCUAUGUUGUCAGUAUUCUUGCAUUCUGUGUGGCCCUGUACUUUAAAGUUCCUGUGACUAUCGUCUACGAUAAGUUCCUACAGCUAGCAACCUCCGCAGUUGUAUUCUCUUUCCUGCUAUCACUAUUUAUCUACAUCAAGGCCAGACGAGCUCCAGCCAGUGCUCUUGCUCCAGGUGGAAACACAGGCUGUUGGCCGUAUGAUUUCUUCAUGGGACACGAGCUCAACCCUCGCAUCGGAUUGUUUGACUUCAAGUUUUUCUGUGAAAUGAGGCCUGGGCUUAUAGGCUGGGUGAUGAUCAAUCUUGUGUUCCUAGUCAAGGAUUUCCAGGAGAAUGGACAGCUUAAUCCAUCUCUAGCAGCUGUUGCUUUCUUCCAAGCUUUGUACAUUGCUGAUGCCCUCUGGUUUGAGGAGGCAAUUCUCACCACGAUGGACAUCAUCUACGAAGGCUUUGGGUUCAUGCUGAGUUUUGGUGACCUUGCCUGGGUACCCUUCCUCUAUUGCCUCCAAGGACGCUACCUCUUAGAGCAUCCCCUUCAGCUGCCCUGGUACUGCCUAAUGGCCAUUGUCUUCCUUAAUGGUGCUGGAUACUACAUUUUCCGUGGCAGCAACUCCCAGAAGAAUGAGUUCAGAAAAAAUCCAAAUAAUCCUGCCUUGGCUCAUCUUGAAUCUAUCCCAACCAGCCGUGGAAAGAGACUGCUAGUGUCCGGUUGGUGGGGCCUGUGUCGCAAACCCAACUAUCUUGGUGACAUCAUCAUGUCUAUUGCCUGGUCCCUGCCUUGCGGUUUCUCCAGUAUCCUUCCCUACUUCUACCCCAUCUAUUUCUUCAUCCUCCUAGUUCAUCGAGAGAGACGUGACAGCAACAUAUGUCAGAAGAAAUACCGGGCAUCAUGGGACAAGUACUGUGAAAGAGUACCCUACCGGAUCAUUCCGUAUGUGUACUAGGGCUUAAGAAUCAACGGGACCAACAUUUCAUUUCAUAGAGAUUAUGUUUGAUUAGCCUGAUCCAUGUUGUUAUUGUUCAACUCAAGUUUUUAUUGUAUUUGCUUUCUUUCAUGGUCAUAUUGAAUGGUGCAUGUACAAAAUAUGUAUGAAUACAGUUUCUGGUUUUGUGACGUGAAAAGUUGUAACUUCACUUCAAUUACAACUUAAAGCAUGUAUGUUUGCGAAAAUGGUAAAAAAGCUUGUAAUAGUUUUGAAUAUGUAUAAAGAUAAGAUCUCAGGAAUGGGGAAAUGUACUUUAUAUAUCGAUUACCUUCUAGACAAUCAUAAUCAUAAUCAUAAAUUUUCAAAGAUGAAUCCUAAAUUUUGGCUUUAACACAAUCAUGUGUUUUUUUCAGAGAUUUUAGGAAGGCAUAAUAAAACUAUUAAACUAUUUGCCAACAAUGUUCACAAUGCAUUAGUGAAAUUGAAUGCAGUUAAGCUUUUGCACUUAUAAUGCUUCUAGCCAGGUUUCAUAUUGAUCUCAUACAAUAACGUAUAGUGCUUACCUCCCAUUUCAGGAAUGGCUAAAGGUUAUAUUAAAGUAUGUAUUUACCAAUAUUUACAUUUAAUUUGGUAAAUCAAUAGUCAACCUUUAAAAUCUUAAUGAGAUGAAACAGUUGAUUAAAUUUCGUACACUGUUUAUUAUGCUUUUGAAUAUCAGCGUUGCAUGUUUUGUUUUGGUGUUAACACUUUAGUGACAGUUUUGAUUCCAGAGUUUUUUGUAGCAAAAUGCCUUAACGUACAUGAAUAAACCUUCAAAGAUCAUGGCUAAAAGGCAAGUGCGGUAGCACUUAAUGUAUAUGUGUAGAUUUGUACAUUAGUAUUAUUAACUUAUUCAAAAUUAGCUGAUAAGUUAGUUUCACUGCAAAGGUUUUUAACUCUAUUGUUCAGCUUUUAUUUUGUGAAAUUUUAACAAUACAAUGAUAUUAAUCUCCUUAUAUCUCCUUUUAGAAAAUAUUUUAUUCCUGGUCUUACAACCUUUCAGUAUUUUGUUUUACUUUGUAAUUUCUUGUAAAUAUCUUGUAUCCAGUAACUAGCAUUUGUUUACAAAAUACUUACUAAUGUCAACAUUGAUAUUUGUGUGUGCAAUUUCUUAGAAUUAACGAAGUUGCAUUUUUACGGAUUUCUUAAGGUCUAUUGAAAUUGAAUGAUAAGGCAAUUCUUAUUCAUAAUUCAAGUUUUAUGAUACAGUGUUUAAAUUUUGCUCAUUGAAUUCUUUAUCUUUCAAUACAAACAAUACAAUUGUAAUAUUAUAUGAAAUCAUAUGUCAGCAUUUAUUACAUCCAAACAAGUCACAACAUUCUAGAAUAAAUAUACAUAUAAUGGUAGGGUAUAUGAGAUAAUUUAGUUACUAAUAUAUGAUAUAGGGCUAUCUUGAAAUUUGUUUUGGAAGAAAGAUUGUUAAAAUUUUCAAUGGUCAUUUCUGUGUGUCUUAUUUCAAUGGCAAUUGAAUAUUUUAAAUCAUGUUCACUCUAAAUGUCAAACUUCAAGUUGUCUACCAAAGUCUGUAAAUAAAAUUAUUUUUACAA
Mya arenaria is the source of this 3278-nucleotide messenger RNA. Its product is annotated as delta(14)-sterol reductase TM7SF2-like. Gene Ontology annotation, cellular component: nuclear inner membrane; endoplasmic reticulum membrane. Bases 157 to 1710 code for a protein of 517 amino acids. Gene Ontology annotation, molecular function: oxidoreductase activity, acting on the CH-CH group of donors, NAD or NADP as acceptor. The record is from RefSeq and is a predicted model, not a curated record. Gene Ontology annotation, biological process: sterol biosynthetic process. The transcript has 11 exons. Lineage: Eukaryota; Metazoa; Mollusca; Bivalvia; Myida; Myidae.